Messenger RNA from Anopheles gambiae (African malaria mosquito), 3709 nucleotides. RefSeq names its product membrane alanyl aminopeptidase. Gene Ontology annotation, cellular component: cytoplasm. NCBI's taxonomy places the organism in Eukaryota, Metazoa, Arthropoda, Insecta, Diptera, Culicidae. Gene Ontology annotation, molecular function: zinc ion binding; metalloaminopeptidase activity; peptide binding. The coding region runs from base 578 to 3568 and encodes 996 amino acids. The transcript is spliced from 7 exons. The record is from RefSeq and is a predicted model, not a curated record. Gene Ontology annotation, biological process: peptide catabolic process; proteolysis.
GUAUCUGUGUUACACGGGAGUGAAUUUUGUCAUUAUCAUUUAAUCCUUAUUUCACACCAUAAUAGACCUGCUCAAUCAAUUUUAUCGCUGAUGCAACAAAAAGAUUACUGACUAUUCUGUGCGGUAGAUGUGUGUAAUCAUCUUUAAUCUUCAAUUAGUAUUCUAAACAACAAAAUAAGCAAUGUCCCGUCACUCUUAUCGAGCGAGUCAAUGUGGUGAACAGACAUGAUGAAUCACAGCUAUACCAAAAGUCUCGGCACAACACUUUGAAAAAAAUUUCCAAAACAUUAUGGUUGAUAACAAAUUAAAAACUCGAGUACCGUGAAAUGCUGAUAGUGUGUCGAUAUGAUAUGAUAUGAAACUUGCAAAAAGAUAAAAAGAAUAGGAUGUAUCUACGUAGACGCAGUCGUCUUCCAAUUCACCCGUACUGUUGCCAGUGAUAGUUUACGAUUCACAGUGAGUGCAAUAGGUACUUUUAAUGCAUUUAUAGUACUGAUAAGAAUAGACUGAGCUCAAGAUCCGUUCUUCACAUUCUUGUGAUCGCUGAAUUAGCGCUCAGUGUAAAGAGCCCUUAUAAAUGAGACACAUUGUGCUAAUGCUCGUUCAGUUACCGGUGAAACUGAUUGGUUUGGGGCAAGCCGUGCCACCGACAAUUGUUUGUGUUAAUAGUGUGAUAGUGAAACUUCUGGGUCAGUGUUGUAGAGCCAAGACACAAAAGGUCCUCACGAUUUGUCAUCUUGCAAUGGGUACGAUCGUGCAGAUCGUCAUUUUGGUGUCUCUAGGGCUUGCCAAUCUGCAACGAUCUACCGUCUCGUGUACACCGUUGCAUUCGCAGUUGUUUGACGAGGUUGACCUCCAAUCACGCGCACAGCUCGAGGAGUACCGACUAAAUGAUGACGUGUGGCCCACUCAUUACGAUAUCGAAAUCAAACCGUACUUCGAACCCGAACCGGAAAAGGAAGCGUUUACAUUCGAUGCCACCACUACCAUUGCGGUCACCGUUCUGAAGGAUAAUGUUACACAGAUCAAACUACACAAGGCCCACAUGAACGUUACGGACUGGAGAGUGAUGCGCAAAAGCAACAGUAUGCCGGUGGGAAAAGUAAAUGAAACGUACAACGAAGAGACACAAAUUUGGACGCUUAACCUCAAGCCGUCUGAAUUGGUGAAAAACGUGGAGUACAACAUUGUCGUGAACUAUGUCGGCCGAAUGGAAGAGGAUAUGGGUGGAUUCUACCGAAGCUACUUCAAAGUGAACGGCAAGCAGGUGUGGCUGGGAUCGACACAGUUUGAGCAGACUGAGGCCCGCCGAGCAUUCCCCUGCUUUGAUGAACCAAGGUACAAGACGACUUUUACGCUGAAAUUGGAUUACAAGCCUGAUGAGUACAACGUUUACGCCAAUACGCCCAUUGUGAACAGUGUUCCUACACGAUAUAAUCGAACAUUGGCCUCAUUUGGCAUCACGCCGAAAAUGUCCACCUACCUACUUGCCUUCAUCGUCGCACCGUACGAAUUGAAGAGCAGCGAUGUAAUGGGAGUUCUGGCCCGCCCCGAAGCCCUCAACCAGACCGACUACAGUGUGCAGGAGGGCUUGAAGCUACUCAAAGCGCUAGGCAACUGGGUCGACUACCCGUUCAACAGUGUGCCGGAAAUUACGCGCAUGUACAUGGCGGCCAUACCCGACUUUGCGGCCGGUGCGAUGGAAAACUGGGGUCUCAUCACAUACCGUGAGUCGAGCCUGCUGUACGUUGAGGAGGACGCUACCAGCAUGCAGCAGCAGCGUAUCGCUAGCAUCAUCUCGCACGAGCUGGCCCACCAGUGGUUCGGUAACUUGGUCACCUGCGAAUGGUGGGACGUGACGUGGCUUAACGAGGGCUUUGCGACGUACUUCGAGUAUUUCGGCACGGCCCUGGUCGAGCCGCUCUGGGAGCUGGACGUUCAGUUUGUGGUAGAGAAGCUGCAAGCCGCCAUGCAGACGGACGGUUCACUGGCCACCCAUGCAAUGACUCAUACGGUGUACACGCAGACCCAGGCAGCCGCUAUGUUUGACGCGAUAUCCUACAACAAGGGUGGAGUGGUAUUGCGCAUGCUGGAACACUACCUAUCGUCCGAUGUGUUCCAGGCCGCCAUCAGGGAGUAUGUAAAGGAUCGACAGUUUGCAACGGCUCGUCCGGAGCAACUGUUUACAGUGCUCGAUAAACGCAACGCUAAUGCCAGUGCGUUCAUGAAACCCUGGACCACACAGCCAGGCUUCCCGCUCGUAACCGUCACUAGCCACGGGAACGGUGUAACGCUCACCCAGAAACGGUUCAUCGCCAAUGGUACGGAUGCGGAAGAGAAGCUACUGUGGCCGCUGCCAAUAACGUUCGCCACAAAGGAGAGUGAAUUUGAAAGCACGACACCGACGAUUGUGUCUAGCGAGUCGCAUAACAUUACUUUGGCGAAUGUGUCCGACGUGGCGUACUUCAUCUUGAAUAAUCAGCAGGUGGGAUAUUAUCGCGUCAACUACGAUGAGGCAUUGUGGGAAAAGAUUGGUGCCGCCCUGCGCAGUCGAGCUUUUGGAGGUAUACACGUCCUAAACCGUGCUCAAAUCGUUGAUGAUCUGCUGAAUCUAGCGAAGGCAGAUGUGUUGGGAUACGGUAAAGUGUUGGAUCUGUUGAGCUAUCUCAAGCAGGAAAUGGAAUACGCCCCAUGGUUGGCUGCUUUUAAUGGGUUCGCUUCACUAGCACCUAGAAUUCAUCCCGACGAUGAGAAGCUAUUCACGCAAUACCUUAUGGACAUUCUUACCGACGUGUAUGAGUACGUGAAAUUCCAAGCACCUACUCAAUACGAUCGUCGAUUGCACACGUACUUGCGGCGGCUCGUACUUGACUGGACCUGCCGGUACGGCCACGAUGAUUGCAGUAAGAGUGCUGUGAAGGAAUUUGAACGAUUCCGCACCAAUCCAGGCGUAAAAGUACAUCCCGAUCUUCGCCAGGUGGUUUAUUGCGAAGGUGUACGCAAGGGAUCGAGCGAGCAGUUUGACUUUCUACUGAACAUCUUCCUCACGACGAAUGUGGCUACGGAGCAGCAGCUUACGCUGUUUGGCAUGAGCUGUGCACCGAAAGAAGAAACCGUUAAUAAAUUCAUGAACCUCGUAAGCUCCGCCGAUGUUCGCAGUCAGGACAAGGCGAGUGCCCUGUCGAUGUUGCUUAACAAUCAGCAUGCACUGGAACCGGCAGCAUCAUAUCUCGUACAACACAGUGCCCGUUGGGCUGAAGCGCACGGUGGAUACAGACACGUUGCGAUGGCACUUGGAGGCAUUCUUGGCCGGGUGAAUGAUGUGAGCGUUAGGACGUCUAUUGAACAGUUUGCCGAAGCUAGUAAAGAUGUCCUAGGUCGGGAGGCGUACGAGCUCAUCGCGGCAGGGUUGAUGCAAUUCGACUACAAUCAAAAUUUCACAAUGAAUCAUCGGGAGGAGAUACGCGGAUUCCUAAGCCAAAAGGCGGGCAGUGGAGCAUCGGAAACUGUUAUCUACAACGUCGUUGUAGCGCUGUGUGUCACACUCGCGGUUGUUUUUAGAGUGUGAGCGGUACCAGUAGAAUGGUGAUAAGCAGUUAAGGGUUUCCAUUCGUUUUCAUUAUCUAUGCUUUUAUGACAUUGUACGGUGGUUCCAAUUUCUUAAGGAUAGAAAAUAAACCACAAGAUCGAUUGAUCACAAAAAAUACUA